This is a messenger RNA of Oncorhynchus keta (chum salmon), 1950 nucleotides long. RefSeq names its product E3 ubiquitin/ISG15 ligase TRIM25-like. NCBI's taxonomy places the organism in Eukaryota, Metazoa, Chordata, Actinopteri, Salmoniformes, Salmonidae. The record is from RefSeq and is a predicted model, not a curated record. Gene Ontology annotation, molecular function: zinc ion binding. The coding region runs from base 60 to 1928 and encodes 622 amino acids. The transcript has 8 exons.
GAAACUGAUCGGAGUCUCUCUGUCGUCUGUCUGUGUGAGAGUGAACAACAACAGUCUAAAUGGCUCAGCAGGGAGUUCUACUGGACCAGGACAAGUUAUGUUGUUCUGUCUGUCUGGAUCUACUGAAGGAGCCAGUGGCUAUUCCCUGUGGACACAGUUACUGUAGAAGUUGUAUUGAGGGCUACUGGGAUCAGGACGAUCAGGGCAUCUACAGCUGUCCUCAGUGCAAUCAGACCUUCACUCCAAGGCCUACUCUGAGGAAAAAUAACAUGUUGGAUGAGGUGGUGGAGACACUGAAGAAGACAGGACUCCAGGCUGCUCCCCCUCCUCUGUGCUAUGUUGGACCUGGAGAUGUGGCGUGUGAUUUCUGCACUGGGACCAGAAAGCAGAAAUCCCUCAUGUCCUGUCUGGUGUGUCUGGUGUCUUACUGUGAGACUCACCUCCAGCCUCACUAUGAUGUUCCUGGACUAAAGAAACACAAGCUGGUGAAAGCCACCUCACAACUACAGGAGAAGAUCUGCUCUCAUCAUGAACAACCGCUGGAGGUUUACUGUCGUACCGAUCAACAGUGCAUCUGUUAUCAUUGUGUGAUGUAUGAACAUAAAGGCCAUGAUACAGUGUCAGCUGCAGCACAGAGGACUGAGAUACAGCGUUCUGCAAAUGCAGCAGUGGAUGACAGUGAGAGGAUCUUUGCUGAACUGAUCCACUCCAUGGAGGAAAGGCGCUCUGAGGUGAAGGAGCUGAUCAGAGCUCAGGAGAAGGCUGAAGUGAGUCGUGCUCAAGGUCUUCUGGAGCCACUGAAACAGGAGCUAGUUGAGCUGAGGAGGAGAGAUGCUGAGCUGGAGAAACUCUCACACACAGAGGAUCACAUCCAUUUCCUUCAGAGUUAUCAAUCUCUCUCCAGUCCCAGUGUAUCUUCAGACUUGCCCAGCAUCAUUGUCUGUCCUCUUCAGUACUUUGGAGAUGUGAAUAAGUAUGUGUCUGAGCUGAGAGUGAAAGUAGAAGAACUCCUUAAAGGAGAAUGGACCAAGAUCUCCACUACAGGGAUAGCAUGUCAUAACAACCACAGCCCCCAGACGAAAGCUGCUUUGCAGCAAGACGACCCCAUGGAGGACAAGGACAGGGGUCAGGAGGUCAAACGCCGCGAGAUCCCUGUUGGAAACUUGGUCGACGUUGAUAACACUCCGGUCGCCAAAUCACUGCAUGGAGACAGUGAGAGAGAAAGGGAUGGAGAAAGGAAGAAAGAGGAAGAAAGACAGAAACAUAAGGAAAUGGAAAGUGAGAAAAAGAGGGAUGGCGGGAGGGAAGUUGAAAUGGAUGGAGCAAGGGUAGGAGAGAGGGGUGGAACAACUGAAAGAGAGAUGGAGGGGGUGAGGGAAGAAGCGAUGGAUAUAGGGUGGGAAAACAAGAGGGAUGGAACAAGAGAAGGAGUGAGGGGUGAGGAGGAGAAGAGGUCGUGCUGCUGUCUCUCUCAGCUGAAGAAAGUCCCUGAGUGUCACAAGGAGCUGGAGCCGCUGUCCUUCAGCAGAACUCACAACGUCCUCAUAGAUGUGAAUGAGUUCCCCCAUGAAAGGACAUUAAAACCUCAUUCUGGACGUCAUGUGUGGCACAGUGACUUUGUUAAGAUGCCCUGCUCACCAGAAAGCCUCAUGAAGACUGGAUGGGUAACCAGCUCUGAGGGAAGUCGGUGGAAGGUGGUCUCUAAACAGCUGGAGAGUCUGGCCAAUAAGACCACUGCAUCAGUGGGUGACGUAGAGAAAGCCAUAAAGAAAUACAACCCAAAGUAUGAAAAUCAAUGGUCCUUUGAUGCCCUGCAUACCUUUGUUCAGAAAUCACCCAAAGAAGAGAAAUACUACACGUCUGUUUUUCCGAAGAUAGCAGAGCUGGCCUCCAGCCUGCCUCACGAUAUCAAGAAGGUAACAACAUAGGAACUGAAUGAUGUACUAUGGU